AUGGCCACACGAACAAGAGUAGUAUGGGCACCAGUGCGGUCAACCAUACGACAUAUUGGAACUGGUGCUGGAGUCAAUCCAGCUAAACAGGCCUCUGCUGCAGCUGCUACUGCUAUUGCACCUCAACCAUCACAUAUAUAUCAUACGCCGUCUAUACAGGAUGAAAUACUGCUUGUCAACACACUACGGGACUAUAGGAUAUUGCGAAAUCGGUGGUUUAGGGAGGGCAAAACUGUUGGAUUUGUACCUACUAUGGGCGCACUACACGACGGCCACGCCUCACUAGCCGAACGAGCACGACGUGAAAACGACAUUGUGGUGUCGUCCAUAUUUGUAAACCCUGCACAGUUUGCUCCAACUGAAGACCUAGCUAAAUAUCCUAGGACGCUGGAACGGGAUCUAGCUAUAUUGGAUGAAGCUGGUGUUGAUGUGGCUUUUGUACCUAGCGUUGAGGAAAUGUAUCCUGCUGGGAUAGUUUUGGAUGUUGGUGCUCAGGCAGGUAGUUUUGUUGAAGUCAAGGGAAAGUCUCAUCAAAUGGAAGGAAUGAUUCGACCACACUUUUUCCGCGGCGUUGCCACUGUAGUAACCAAACUCUUCAACAUGAUGCAACCAACCCGCUCCUAUUUCGGCCAAAAAGACAUUCAGCAAUGUAUCGUAAUCAAAUCCAUGAUCCGCGACCUCCACAUCCCAACCGAUAUAGUGAUCGCACCCACAAUCCGUGAACACGAUGGACUCGCCAUGUCAUCACGAAACCGAUACUUGAGUGCCGAGGAACGAUCUGUAGCUCCCAUCCUGUACCGCGCACUAGCUGAGGCCCGAGAUGUAUACAACCGGGGAGGAUCACGCCGAGAAGAUAUCAUUCUAGCUGCUGAGAAGGUCAUUGAGGCUGAUCCGCGAGCUAAAUUGGAGUAUCUGAGUCUGGCUAAUCCCAGUAGUUUGAGAGAGGAGGAGAAGGUUACGAGACGUGAGGGUGCAAUCUUGUCUGGAGCUGUUAGGAUUGGAAAGACUAGGAUUAUUGAUAAUCUGUUGCUUGGGACCAGUGUUGAACGUCUGAGUUCCCAAAACUAG
Synchytrium microbalum is the source of this 1068-nucleotide messenger RNA. RefSeq names its product pantoate---beta-alanine ligase (AMP-forming) (gene PAN6). The record is from RefSeq and is a predicted model, not a curated record. Gene Ontology annotation, molecular function: pantoate-beta-alanine ligase activity. Gene Ontology annotation, biological process: pantothenate biosynthetic process. The coding region runs from base 1 to 1068 and encodes 355 amino acids. NCBI's taxonomy places the organism in Eukaryota, Fungi, Chytridiomycota, Chytridiomycetes, Synchytriales, Synchytriaceae. The transcript is spliced from 4 exons.